AGGGCUGGCGGCACAGGAAUGCCGGCGGAGGAGGGAAAGCCGCCGCGAGAAGCACCAUGUCUCUGUUAUAACUGAGUAGCCCUUAUGACCAACAUGAGCUGGAGCUUUCUAACCCGCCUGCUAGAAGAGAUUCACAAUCACUCCACCUUCGUGGGGAAGGUCUGGCUCACCGUGCUCAUCGUCUUCCGCAUUGUCUUGACAGCGGUGGGGGGGGAGUCCAUCUACUCCGAUGAGCAGAGCAAGUUCACCUGUAACACCAAGCAGCCCGGCUGCGACAACGUCUGUUACGAUGCCUUCGCGCCGCUGUCACACGUCAGGUUCUGGGUCUUCCAGAUCAUCAUGAUAUCCACCCCUUCGGUCAUGUACCUGGGCUAUGCCAUCCACAGGAUCGCCCGGUCGGCGGAGGAGGAGAAGAAGUUCAAGGGCUUCAAGAAGAAGAAGCAGUUUGCUUUGAACUGGCAGGCAGUGCGCAACAUGGAGGACGCGAUGGAGGCUGACGAAGAGGAGCCCAUGAUCUCUGACGACACAGCAGAACACGAGAAAGCCAAAGCCAAGCCCAAGAGCAAAGAGCAACAAAAGCACGAUGGAAGGAGGCGCAUCCAGCAAGAAGGACUGAUGAAAAUCUAUGUCUUCCAGCUACUUACCAGAGCUUCGUUUGAAGUUUGCUUUUUGAUAGGGCAGUAUUUACUCUACGGUUUUGAGGUAGAAGCCUAUUACGUCUGCAACAGAGUCCCUUGCCCUCACACUGUGGACUGCUUUGUGUCCCGGCCAACAGAGAAGACCAUCUUUCUCCUGGUGAUGUACGUCGUGAGCUGCCUGUGCUUAUUGCUGAACAUGUGUGAGAUGUUUCACCUGGGGUUUGGGACCAUCCGAGAUGCCAUUCGCAACCGGAAAAUCAACAGCUUUAGGCAGCCUCCCUACAACUAUGCCUACCCAAAGAACAUCUCCUGCCCUCCUGAGUACAACCUGGUAGUGAAAUCAGAGAAGUCCACCAAGAUCCCCAACAGCCUGAUGGCUCACGAGCAGAACUUGGCUAACGUCGCUCAGGAGCAGCAGUGCACCAGCCCGGAUGAGAACCUCCCGGCAGACUUGUCCACCCUUCACAAACACUUGCGAGUGGCCCAGGAGCAGUUAGACAUAGCAUUUCAGAGCUACAGCAGCACCCAGGCCAACACGCAACCUUCUCGAACCAGCAGUCCCGCCUCGGGUGGCACGGUGGUAGAGCAGAACAGGGCCAACACCGCCCAGGAGAAACAAGGUGCUAAACCCAAGGCCUGCUUGGAGAAAGGGAGCUCAAGCAGCAAAGACGGAAAGACGUCUGUAUGGAUAUAGCUUUGUCUAAAAGGAGAGAGGGCAGCAUAAGUGGGGUUUUUAUUUUGAUUUGUUUCUGGGUUUUGGUAUUGUCUUGCGUUCAUUUCACAGGGCAGAGGCACAAUUUUUCUAUGGAAGUCAAGAGUGAAAAGGAGUUUCAGACCAAUUUAGUGCUGUCUUCCAGUGCGUUAACAAAAGACAUUUCUUCCCUGUUUCCAACACGUUCUCCAGCUGGGAACCUCCAGUGAGCAACAGCAAACCCCCCGCAUCUCCCACCCCUUCGGUCACCACCGGAGCCCCCAACAGAGACUGGACAACGCGCUGUGAUGGGAAGCAGAGCUGCUGGUGGCUCAGGAGAGAAGUCAGACCGACAGCGAGCAGCUCUCCUCCCACAUGGCAAGGCUAGAGUGCUGUAGGCCAGGCAGUGUUUAAUUACUAAAUAUCCUUGAUCAAAAUUAAUUUCUGAUCCCUUGAUAAGAAAAGAAAACAACUGACAUAUUGCAUGAACCUUCACGACACGCUUACAGCUGAUGUCCUGCCUGAACUGUGAGAUGCUGUAGCAGGCAUCGCUGGAAACGAAGGCAUCGUUCGAUGCUGCGAGCCACGAGCUGGCACCCACAUCAGGUUAUGGGGCAGAACCACAGCGACUGUCUUACACAGGGAGACCUAAAACCAUAGCACAGCGCUGGAGGUUUUUGUCUUUUAUUCCUCUGCGUCGAAGCAAAAAGCAAAUACGAUCAAACACUAUGCAGCAGGAGCGAGCAGUGACACUGCGUCACACCGGUGCCUGUGUAGCGCUUGCUACAGAUGUGAUGGGAAUCGUUGCAGUUACAGUGUUUUCAACAAACUGCUGCUUCACAUCAUCAGAAAGUGCCUUUAUGCAACCAGGAAAACAAAAUCAUAAAGGGUUUAGACUUCUUUAUUUGCUGAAUUUUAGUAGAGACUGGAAGAUCAGUGUUGGCAAAUUUGUUUUUCUGUUUAAUCAAACCCUUAUAAAUAGUGGCAGGCGGCAGAUCUACGCAUAGUGUGUAUAUGAUAUGUGUGUGUGUACAUGUACGUAUAUAUACAGACACAUAUGAACAUGUGUGUGUGAAUAUAGACAUAGAGAGCUAUAUAAAUGUAAUAUCAACCCUCUGGUAAUUUUACAGCCUUUCACCUCCCCUGGGAAAACUCAUCUGGUCCAGGACUAUGGCUGAUCUCAUCCUGGAGCAGUCUUUGGGCUUCCAGCCUCCAGCCUCACCUGGGGAACUGGCAGGUUUCACACGCUUGCUUGGGGGGCUUAGCAGAACAUCUGGCUUCAGACAGGACCAGGAAAGUAGCAGCAAGUUUUUCAUUAGUUUAUGGGGAGCUUUUUGAGCUUGGCUUGGUUUUAGGGUGGUUUUCAUGCAGCUACAGGAAUCUGGGGGCAUGUUAAAACCAAGCUGGUGAGCUCCAAGGCUCCUGCUAGUGCUGAGGAUGUGCUUUGCCAGGGUGGCUUCAUCCCACGUCUCUUGCACAGCUGCGGGACUGUGGCUUUGUACCCCUCCAGUAACACAAAAUAGAAAGAAAACCUCAUCACUGAGAGCACAGGGAGCACCUCCUGCCGAACAGUGGAGGCUGAAACCAGUCACUGCCCCACUCUGCCACGUCUCAGAGCAGGUCUUAUCCCUGAGAUGUUCCCAAGAUGCCUGUGGCUUGGCAGAUGUUCUCAAAACCUCCUAAGAGUCCAAUGGCUGAUUCACCACCAUGGAGAACCCAAAUAGGCAGAGCUUUCGAGAUCAAACCUAACACGAAAGAAGUAAAUCCUCACCGAACACAGCACUGCUCCUGUGCCAAGCUGUUCCCUCAGGGCUGUGCCAGCCACCCAAAGUCGCAUGCAGGUCCCUGUGCCAGUAUUUCCUAUCCAUUGGAUCUAUAUGACUUCUUGCUGGGCAUCUUUCUCAUGUCCUUGAGAUCGGUCCCUGAAAGCCUUGAGGAUGCCUGUUCCCAAGGUGGCCGGGCCCUUUGGCCAGUCUUGGGAACAGAGAACUUGGGUAUGGCCUUCAGCUCCUGGGAACCUCGACCGAGCUGUGCCAUGCCAUUAGAGAACAGUGCUAGCAGUAAAAAAGUAGGUUUAAAAAGAAAGCAAAGAAACAUCCUACGAGGUAUCCAGCUGUAAAUAUUCACCAUGGCUUUGCAUAACAGUCUGGGGAACACUUUCAGGCUUGUUCCUGGUCCUGCUGAAGGCAUCGGUAAAAUGCCUGGAGUGCUGCCUGCUCUCGCUGCUGGAGAUCUUCCCCUUGAAAAUGGACAACUGCAUCCAGGAGGAGGAUCAGUGCAUCCCCCCACCAGCAAUGGUCAGGAGUAACACGCAUCUGUCGUGUGGAGGGAUGGCCUUUCUGCCGUGAAUUUUGAAUGAAAGGCUCAGAAAGUUCACACCACGGUGGCGGGGAGACAAACAUAUCCAACUGCGCUGUUGCUCCUUGUCCCACGUGCGGGAAUGUGCUCUCCUCCUGGGCUGGGCUGCACAGGGCAAUGCAGGAGAGGCUGGUUGUCAACGGUACUGCUACCAUGAAGAUAAAUGCAUGCAGGUCCAGAGCCCAGGGCUGCUGGGGAGGAGAGCAGAGGUGCUGCUGGGUGGAAAUUUGCUCCCUAGCAAUUACAGCUGUCCACGGCACAAGCUGUCCUCCACAUCGAUGUGACUUCUCGUUUACCGCCAGCCCUACGUCCCAUGGGAAACAGUGUGUAUUUAAAGUCACGAUCCCAAGGGAAGGAUGGAAGGAUGGAAACUCUGAGGAGAGUGAUGGUUGGAUGCUGCCUGGGUUUUUCUGAUUCCUUUUUGAUGAGCAACGAUAUCACAGCCCCGGAUAAACUUGUCCUUCCCACACAAUGCGGGAAGGCGCUGUGCUGUGCAGGAGUCUGGAUUUUGGAUUUCUCCUGCCCAUACCAGCGACACCUCCCUCAGCCCCAGACACGGCCUGAGCAUUUCCUGAUGACUCAGAUCAGCCCCUCAGCUCCUCCUGACCAGCACAUUCACCAGUGAGUCACCAAACGCAGGGACGGCCACGUGCCUCCCUUGCUCUUGCUUCAGGAAACCAUCCUGGCCUCACCAUGGGGAAAGGGAGGGGGGCAGAUUUUAAACCAGAAACCCCAGAACCUGAUCACAGGGACCUGACUGAAUCAUUAAACCCAUUUUAUACAGCAGGGCUAUAACCCGUCCCCCAACAAUAUAGCUGGUCAGGGCCCGAUGGGAGGAGAUCCCUGUGCUCCAUGGCUGCAGGUUCAGACACACUUAGAGCAACGGGGCUGGAAAGGACCACAGAUCUUCUCCCCAACUUGCUACCAUCAAAUGCUUCCUUAAUGGCUAACACAAACCCCUCUCGCUGCAACCCCUGGUGUCUCCUCUCCUCAGCAGCCAUGCCUUUAAUGGCUGCAGAAGCUUUUGGGUGUUUGAAGACUGUUUUCAUCCUCCUCAAGUCUGCUUUAAGCUAAACAACUCCAGUCUCAUCAACCUUUCUCCAAGGGCUGCUUUUCUAGCAUGGUUUUCCUUGGUGUCUUUAAACCACCACCAGCCAGUCCACGUCUUCCCAGCGCUGUGGCAGCGCUGGUCCUUGGGCCACCUUCCCACUCUGCUCCUCUUCAUGCAACUGUCUGCCACCCUGGUCCUCCCCAAAACCCCGUCUUCUGCAGGCAUGGGGAUUGCUCCCCUCUUCAGAUAUGUGCUGGUACAGUUGGGAUCUUCCUGCCCUCCUUCAAACUGCCUUUUUAUUUUCACGCUGCAGACCCAGUGCACCAAAGGGGUUUUGAAUGAUCUGUUGGUCCUGCAGCAGAUUUGCAGCUUCCUCCCGGCUGGUGUCACGAUCACAUUUAAUAGGCACACACUGUUUUCCAUAGUGAGAGUCAAUAAUUGCAAUAUUGACGAGUACUAGAGCCAGGGCAGACUCUUGGGCGAUCAAUACAACCUCCUCGUCGGGCAGGGAGACAGGGUAACCACUCUCUCAGCUGUCUUUCCAGCCAGCCCCGCUCAUCUAUCAGGCUUGAAAUACUUCCUUGCAUAAAAUGCUUUGCGAAGGGGAGCUGAUCUUGCUUUCCCAUGUUUUCCAAGCAUUUUGAUAGGGACAGAAGCACAAGGGCACAUUCCCAGCAGGACUGCUCCGGUAUAGUGGGCUGCCUGAGAGAGAUGCAAAGUUGCCUGCGCAGUCCCAGCCAGCCUGGAGGAUACCCCUGACUCCUCUGACCCUGGGGAGGAGGGACCCCAGUUCUCCCAGAUCCCAUCUGAGCUGCACACAGGAGCCGGCACGAGUCAGCCCUAGAAAUAUAAAGGAUUAUUAUUAUUAUUACGUAUACUGAGUUGCUCACUUCCCCCCUUCCUCCUCCACUCCAUGGCCUCUAAAGCCUUUAGGAUAUUGUGUCUUUCCACCAAGUCACUGCCACAAAGGCGACCGACAUGCAUUAACGUCUUUGCAGGAGCAACUUCUUUCGGGGCAGGAGCAAAAAUCCCCUCUUUAUGAUGUCAGUUUGGGAAGGAAAAGGGUAGAGUGGCAAAGUAAGCAUAACCACAAGCAAAAAACCCAUCACAACCAUUACGAACUAAACCAGCGUCUCAAGGAAUUUCAAUUAGACGACAGGCAGCGUCGGCCACGGAAGAAGUGCCAGUAGUAUAAUUAAUGCUUUGCUUUUUUUGUUUUUACAGGUUAGCAGUUUUGUUCACACACAAGACGGGUUUAGCUUUGUAGCUGAACUAAUCAUAAAUGUUGACUCUGUUGCUAAACUUGGUCGGAUAAAGUGCCCACACUUAUAUUUCUAUUCUUACCAUUCAGGGCCAGGAAUGUCCCACGUAAAAGCCAGAUUACCUUGUUGCUUGCAUUGCAUUCCACUGGGAAAUACUUGAACUUAACUCAAGGCCAUAACCAGUCUGUGCUGUUAUGAAGUUUCUGGGAUUGUUAUUUUUUUUGUUGUUCAUUUUUUUAUGUACUAACUGUAUUUGUACUAGAAAUUUUUUGAGUAUGAGGUUGAAUCUGUAAGUAUUUUUCAGUGUAAAUGUUACAUCUGGACUGUAGUUAGAAUAUUAAACACUGGUCAAAAGAGAAAGAUACAUUGGUCCAACUCUUCGACUGGCUAUUCCACAUCAAUUACUAAUAAAAUGGAAUAAAACUUACAUUUUGU
This is a messenger RNA of Gymnogyps californianus (California condor), 6435 nucleotides long. RefSeq names its product gap junction protein gamma 2 (gene GJC2). Gene Ontology annotation, cellular component: connexin complex. Lineage: Eukaryota; Metazoa; Chordata; Aves; Accipitriformes; Cathartidae. The record is from RefSeq and is a predicted model, not a curated record. Gene Ontology annotation, biological process: cell communication. The coding region runs from base 85 to 1332 and encodes 415 amino acids. The transcript has 2 exons.